AUGGCUUUAUUUUUUGGUGAUAUCAUCGAUGUGAUUGGUCGAAAUGUGAACAACGGAGACAGUGUUGGGGUAGUCUCCGAGGUUUGUUUGAAAUUUGUCUACCUUGGACUUGGGACACUAGUAGCAGCUUUUCUUCAGGUGGCUUGUUGGGUAAUUACGGGAGAGAGACAAGCUGCAAGGAUAAGAAAUUUAUAUCUGAAAACGGUUCUAAGACAAGACAUUGGAUUCUUCGACGUCGAAACAAGCACAGGAGAAGUUAUUGCUCGAAUGUCUGGUGAUACUGUUCUUAUACUAGAUGCUAUGGCGUUUGUGAAAGGAUGGUUACUUACACUUGUUAUGUUAACCUCAAUUCCUCUUCUAGCUGUGGCUGGUGCAGCUAUGUCAAUUAUGUUUGCUAAAGCUUCUUCUCAAGAACAAGCUGCUUACGCAAAAGCAUCGACAGUUGUGGAACAAACUUUCGGGUCUAUUCGAACCGUUGCUUCUUUUACGGGAGAGAAGCAAGCCACGAGUAGCUACAAAGAGUUGAUAAAUAUGUCGUAUAAAUCGAGUGUUAAGCAAGGUUUCUCUACGGGUUUAGGGUUUGGAGUAAUGUUCUUGGUGUUCUUUUUUUGCUAUGCUUUGUCUAUAUGGUCUUUAGGCCAAACAGCAUCUUGUCUAACUGCAUUUGCAGCUGGUCAAGCUGCAGCUUAUAAGAUCUUUGAAACGAUCAAAAGAAAUCCGUUGAUUGAUUCUCUUGACCUAAAUGGGAAAGUUUUUUUAGAAGAUAUCCGAGGCAAAAUCGAGCUGGAGGAUGUGUGGUUCAGUUACCCUGCUAGGCCUAAAGAAGAGAUAUUUGGCGGAUUCUCUCUAUUGAUUCCGAGUGGCGCUAGUGCUUUGGAGUUUCAGUUGAAAUGGAUUAGAGGAAAGAUUGGAUUGGUUAGCCAAGAACCGGUUCUGUCUUCUUCGAGUAUAAUGGAGAAUAUCAGGUAUGGAAACGACAGUGCAACAGUUGAAGAGGUUAAAACAGCGGCGAAGCUAGCAAAUGCGGCUAAUUUCAUCGAUAAGUUGCCUCGGGGUUUAGAGACAAUGGUAGGGCAACAUGGAACUCAGCUCUCAGGAGGACAAACACAGAGGAUUGCAAUCGCGAGGGCGAUAAUUAAAGAUCCUCGCAUCUUGCUGUUAGAUGAAGCGACAAGUGCUCUUGAUGCGGAAUCCGAAAGAACUGUUCAAGAGGCUUUAGAUAGGGUAAUGGUGAACCGGACUACUCUGAUUGUCGCCCAUCGGUUAAGAAAUGCUGAUAUGAUUGCUGUGAUUCAUCGAGGAAAGAUAGUUGAAGAAGGUUCACAUUCCGAGUUACUCAAGGAUCAUGAAGGGGCUUAUUCACAGCUUAUUCGGUUACAAAGAGAUAAACAAAGAGCCGAAACAAUUGGAGAUUUCUAA
Arabis nemorensis is the source of this 1419-nucleotide messenger RNA. The record is from the annotation of a GenBank genome assembly. NCBI's taxonomy places the organism in Eukaryota, Viridiplantae, Streptophyta, Magnoliopsida, Brassicales, Brassicaceae.